UCGAAGGCUUUCAUGAAAACUAUUAUGCUAACCUUCUUCAAAGGAUGAUUUCAUUUUUACUUCCUUUCAUUACUAUGGUAGUAUUUUGUUAGUGUUCUCCAAUAACCUCUAUUUAUAUUUCUCCAGUUUUUAGUAUUUCUGUCAAAAUUUCAGUUGUCCAAAAACACAGAAGACUGACUUUGCAGGUUCAUCUUGUAGUUAAUGUCUAGUCCAUAAUUUAAAUUUUAUUUGGUUGACUAAGGCAGACAGUUCACUCUGACUCCAGACUUGAUACAGUCCUAAAUGGGAGCGUUGGAAACUUGACACCAAGACAAGAAGGUAAACCAAUGACGGUUGAAUAUUUUGUGUCUCCAUAUGACCAACUGGAGGAUCCAGUCAUGCACGGCCGUUUUGGAGAAAUUCUACUGGUGACCGUUGAAGGAACGAGCUUGACAUACAGGCUACCUAUUUCACCUUUGCUUGUGGAUUCAAUGGAGCACAAUGAUGAAAGGUAUGCUUGAGUGAGUGUCUUUGUUCCCACCUUUGGAUGAUGCAGUAAGCAUGGAGCUGCCAGCCUGCUUCUUUCUGACGUUUGCCCAUCCUCUUCCUGUUCUCUCCAUUUUAAUUGAAAGACUACAAAGUUUAACAGGAAUUUCCAUUAAUAUGGAGCUACACAGGAAUAAUUUUUUUUGAACUUUUAAUAAAAACUGUACUUGAACAGAGGAAGUGUGAAAUACAAGAUAUGAGGACGCAGUCUUAUUUUUUACAAUCUCUUCCAGGUGAUGAGGUCCAAAGCUAUAUCCUUUCCCAGUAUGUCCCUGGAAACCAAAAGAGGCCAUUGGAAGGUGUUCUGCUUAGCAAAAUUCCAUUCAGCCAUCCAGAACAGGUUCCUGCUAUCCUAGAAGUGCUCCGCCAUCAGUGUGCAUUCAAUACCCUGUUAAGCAGUUGUAUCUCUACAAGCAGGUCUGACUGCGCAGUCUCUGGAGCUCGGCAUUUUGAGGUUUAUCCUUCAUCUGAUAUGAGCUUCUGUAUCACCUUUGAGCAUCCCACCAUGGUGUCUUUAGCAACAGUACUUGUGAACGUAGUCAGCUCAAGGCACAUUCAAGGCACAUUCUAUAAGUCGGAAAAAAUGGAAGCAUCAAUGGAUGAUUUCAUUUCAAGGGUUCUUCAGCGAUGCAUGUCCAUCCCUGUCACUAUGAGGGCCAUUUGUAGAAAAAUGCACAAACUGAAGAGUGCUUCCCUUGUUGAAGUAGGGAGUCCAUGCCAACCUGAAGCCGUAACCAACUAGCUGUUCUCACAUUUCCCAUCCGAUCCAUAUUACU
Molecule: messenger RNA, 1301 nt
Organism: Erpetoichthys calabaricus (reedfish)
Lineage: Eukaryota; Metazoa; Chordata; Cladistia; Polypteriformes; Polypteridae
Product: mediator of RNA polymerase II transcription subunit 1-like
Exons: 9
Coding region: 722-1267 (181 amino acids)
Biological process (GO): regulation of transcription by RNA polymerase II; cellular response to thyroid hormone stimulus
Cellular component (GO): mediator complex
Molecular function (GO): transcription coregulator activity; nuclear vitamin D receptor binding; nuclear thyroid hormone receptor binding
Source: RefSeq, a predicted model, not a curated record